AUGGAGGAGAUGGAGGAGAAAGCUGGACGUUGCAGCAAGCUACUAGGUUCUUUCUGCUUUUCUCUUUCACACUUGCUCAUUUACAAGCCAGCUAACUCUGUAGAGCACUUCCCAAAUCUCUGUGCCAACACGCUCAAAGGCUGCACCACAGUGUGCUGCAGUAGCUUCGUGAGCGCGGACCUUGUGUCGGAGCUGCCACCACUGCCCUCGGCUGUGUCACCCCUCUUCUGCGCCCGCCCUGAGUCCCGUGCCGGAUCAGGUGGGUUCAGAAAACGGAAGCAUGACAAUUUUCCACAUGGCCAAAGAAGAGAGGAGAAAGAGAACGUUAAUCCAUCAUCAGCUUUGAUGAUGUCUUUUAAAUCCUUUCAGCUGGAGCUCGACACCAGGCACGACAAAUACGAGCGGCUGGUGAAGCUCAGUCGUGACAUAACCAUUGAAAGCAAGAGAACGAUAUUUCUGCUCCAUAGGUUUACCAGUGCUCCUAAUGGUGAAGAAAUACUGAAUGAAUCUGAAGCCAAGUUAGAUGCUGUUAGAAGGAAGAUUAAGCAGGUUGCACAAGAACUCAUUGGAGAAGACAUGUAUCAGUUCCACAGAGCUAUAUCUCCAGGGCUUCAAGAGUAUGUUGAGGCAGUCUCAUUUCAGUAUUUUAUCAAAACACGGUCUUUAAUUAGUGUUGAAGAGAUCAACAAGCAACUAAUAUUUACAGCAGAAGACAGAGAAGAAAUAACAAACAAGACUUCUGAUUCCCAGGAUAAGCAGCCGGCCACCUGGAGCCUGAAGGUGACACCCGUGGAUUACCUGCUGGGAGUGGCCGACCUCACCGGGGAGCUGAUGCGCCUCUGCAUCAGCAGCGUUGGCAAUGGGGACAUAGACACACCUUUUGAACUGAGCCAGUUCUUACGCCAAAUUUACGAUGGUUUUACCUUUAUUGGCAACACUGGACCUUAYGAAGUGUCUAAGAAGCUCUAUACCCUGAAGCAGAGCCUGGCCAAAGUCGAGAAUGCCUGCUACACGCUGAAAGUGCGGGGCUCCGAAAUCCCAAAGCACAUGCUGGCUGACGUGUUCUCCACCAAAACCGAACUGAUUGACCAAGAGGAAGGGCUAUCCUAAAAUAAGGAGACUUGCAGCCCCUGAGAGAAGUGGACUUAGAGAGGAGAAAGCUUGUUAGGGUUUGAGUUUGACCCUUCUCAAAGCUUUUUAGGUAGAGAUGUUAGUUUUAUUUUCGAGAAGAUUGUUUGCAAUCGUAAUUUGUAACCAAAAAUACUUUUUUAUGAUGUGCAGGAGAACAAAUGUUUGACUUUGUGCUCUCAGCGUGGAAUUUCCUGUAUUGCUCCAUUGUGUCUCCUUUCAGAACGACCAAAUGUUCCACUGUGCUCCACACCGGUGACCGUCGACUGUGCGAGUCACCUCCGACUGUUGUGGUUCCUAUGACCAGUUUUCAGCCAGCACGRCAGGGUGAAGAUGGUUAGGUGCUGUGAUUCAGCAUUACCCAUGGGCUUAUGCUGAGCACUGCUUUCUGAGUGCUUAGUUUCUGUAUUCAUGUCAUGUAAAUCAGUGCACCCUCUUGUACAAGGUGUGUAUAAAUUCCUACCUUGGUCUGAAACUGAGGUGGUGCCAAAGGUGCAGUGUAAUAUAAGUUUUGUCUGUUUAAUGCUUUUGGCAUGAAACUGAAGCUGGGUCAGUUUUUCACCGGUUGAUAGUAAAGCUAAAUACACCAAGAAAAUAUUACUGGGCACUCAUCAUUUUAGCCCUUGGUUCAAAUUUUGCUCUCUAAUUACACUGGUGCUUUACAAUUUUGAUAUUGGUUAGAAAACACUGUAAAAAAUAUUUUUUUUUCUUUUAAUUAUUUUUUUGCAACACAUUAUAAUGCUGAAUCUGCUACCAUUCUGUUCCUAGCCAGAAGUGAAUGACCUGCCAAAUAUGCUGGACGUGGAUAAUUCAGCAGCAGGGCAGGCUGUGGCAUGUGCUGGGGACAGCUUGCAGCUCUGCUGUCCUCUGUGUUUUGUGUUGUCCUGAGGACCUCCAGUGGGAGGGAACUGUUGGAUAAGAGGGCUGGCUUUAAAUAUCUGCUAGCGAGAGCUGCGUCACGCGUGCGUUCCUAUGGAAAGGAAAUUGCAAACAGAAACAAGGCAGACACUCUGACUUCCACAUUUAUCUUUGAGGUGGGUAUGUCACUACUGGCAAAAAAUCGGCAUUUUCUGCCGGUGUCUGAAGUUAUGAAAGUCUGAUAGGGUAUGUUAUGCUAAAGGAAAACAGAUAAAUAACAUGAUCU
This is a messenger RNA of Nothoprocta perdicaria, 2272 nucleotides long. RefSeq names its product translin associated factor X (gene TSNAX). Gene Ontology annotation, molecular function: RNA endonuclease activity; RNA binding; sequence-specific DNA binding. Gene Ontology annotation, cellular component: cytoplasm; nucleus. NCBI's taxonomy places the organism in Eukaryota, Metazoa, Chordata, Aves, Tinamiformes, Tinamidae. The transcript has 9 exons. Bases 1 to 1110 code for a protein of 369 amino acids. The record is from RefSeq and is a predicted model, not a curated record.